Pseudovirgaria hyperparasitica is the source of this 777-nucleotide messenger RNA. RefSeq lists its product as uncharacterized. The transcript has 4 exons. The record is from RefSeq and is a predicted model, not a curated record. Bases 1 to 777 code for a protein of 258 amino acids. NCBI's taxonomy places the organism in Eukaryota, Fungi, Ascomycota, Dothideomycetes, Acrospermales, Acrospermaceae.
AUGGAUGGGUACCACAAGCUUAGCUUAUACGGUAUUGAGAUCUAUGCCUAUAUGGAUGCAUACUCAAGAUAUAUUAUCUGGGCCUAUGUUAGUAUCUCAUCUGCUACAGCAGUUAGUUGUCUCUUUCAGUUUCUAGAAACUUUAAGAAUUAGAGGUAUCCAGCCACGCUUCGUACGAAGUGAUAGAGGUGGUGAGACAACUUGUAUGGCAAAUAUUCAGUGGAAUCUCCGCCAGGUUGAUGACCCAGAGAUUCCACUAAAUCAAUGCUGGAUGUUUAGGACAAGUACAUCUAAUCAAAGGAUUGAGGCUUGGUGGGCACAGCUUUCUAAGGCACUCUUAUUCCGAUGGAGGAACUUCUUCUCAGAGCUUAAGCAGAGAGGUAUCUUUAAUACACAGAGUUAUACAGAUCGGAUUACUAUUCAGGCAAUCUAUAUUCCAAUUCUCCGUACGGAAGUUUCAAGCUUCGUACAGACAUGGAAUCAGCAUCCUAUCCGAAGACAGAGAGAUCGACCAUCUGCUGUCUCUGGACCACCCGUACGAAAUUACUUUAUGCCAGCUAAAGAUCUUAGCUUUAAUAGAGGUACACCGCUUCGUACGGCUGAAGAACAGAGAAGUCCAUUUAUGGAUAUCUAUGUUCAGCUACGCCGUAGGAUUCAGGACCAUGUCUAUACUAGAAUAGCCCCUCGGCUAGAAGUCCUAGCACAUCCACAUCUAGAUCCUAAUUUGUUUGGAACCGCUCUUAAGAAUGUUGAGGCGUCUAAUCUUAAUAAUAAUUAA